AUGCUGAGGCAGACGAUGUCGCCCACCACGACGUCGGAGAUGGAGACCUCCCGCCGCCGGCCGUCCCGGACGACGCUGACCCGGAUGUUGCUGCCACACUCCUCGGAAAGCCUGAAGAAGCGCCGCGCCUGCCGGAAGUUGCUGCAGGCGGAGACGAGGACGACCAGGAAGACGGCCAGGAAGAUGCUCGCGCCGUCGUACCAGCCUUCCCUCACGCCGUGCUCCUUGAUGCCGAACCCUAAUGAGAGAGCGGCGCAGGCCAGGAGGAUGAGGAGCAUGGUGUCCCUCAGGGCUUCCCAGGCGAAGGACAGGAAGCUCCUCGCCGGCGGCCUCUCGUAGACAUUCGACCCGAACAGCCGGCGCCGGAGCCGAAGACCGGCGUCGUCGCCGUCAACACCGCCCUCCCAGUCCGCCGCCAGCGACGAGGUGACCCCUUCGACACCCCCGAGCUCCCGGAGGCCGUCGUGGCUCUUCCCCUUGACGACCUCCGUCAGUUGCUUCACAUCGACGAGCAAGAGCUUCCGCUCCAGAACCGCCUCGUCGGAGCUGCCCCCGCCCCCGCCGACGUCGACGUCGAGGGCAACGUGUUUUGUGCUCCGGCGGAGGGUCCCGGCCACUCCCUUCCCCGCGAGCGAGGCGAGAGCCCUGAGAGAAUAG
Messenger RNA from Spirodela intermedia, 657 nucleotides. The record is from the annotation of a GenBank genome assembly. Lineage: Eukaryota; Viridiplantae; Streptophyta; Magnoliopsida; Alismatales; Araceae.